Messenger RNA from Lepisosteus oculatus (spotted gar), 481 nucleotides. It is a transcript of the gene ndufa2, whose product is annotated as NADH:ubiquinone oxidoreductase subunit A2. The record is from RefSeq and is a predicted model, not a curated record. Lineage: Eukaryota; Metazoa; Chordata; Actinopteri; Semionotiformes; Lepisosteidae.
AGGAAGUGGUAGAGAGUAUCGCAAAUCUGUAGAUUUUAAAGGUGAACAUCAUGGCUGCUGUUGCAAGAAGUAUUGGGUCAAAUCUUGCGAGAAACCUUAAAGAAAUCCGCUUACAUUUGUGUCAGACCUCGGCGGGUAGUCAAGGGGUCAGGGAUUUCAUCGAGCAGCACUAUGUGACGCUGAAGAAAGCUAACCCUGAGUUUCCAAUCUUAAUCAGGGAGUGUUCUGGUGUUCAGCCUAAAUUGUGGGCACGAUACGAGUUUGGCAAAGAAAAGAGUGUAGCUCUGGACAACAUGAAUGCUGCCCAAGUAGCCAAGGCAUUGGAGUCUGUGGUUAAUGCUAAACCAUGAAGAGAAGCAGAAAAGGAAGUUCUGUGCAGGUGGUGUCUGUGCCCUGUAUUUUGUGGACUUUGGGUGAACGGUCUGUUUCAACCCCAAUGCAUUGAUAUGCCAGUGUACAAUAAAAUGUAUUUAAUGACAAA